GUACCCGGUUGCUCGGUCCCGGCCAAAGAUCAGAGAGCGGAUAUGAUCUUUGGUCCCGGCCGGGGUGGCGACGGCGGCGGAACCUUAAGGCAGCAGCAGCAGGAGCAGCAGGAGCUGCCGGGGAAGAAGCUCGAGGACGGAGCGCUGUGGCGGACACAAGAAGAGGAUCUUUCAGGUGUCAUUUAUCAGUCAUUCAUGUUUCCUUGACGGCAUAUCUAAGGAUCAGCAAAUUCAUCCCAGGCUUCCAAUCUUCAAGAGAGUUUACGAUACUAUACGAUAAAACUUUAUUCAUCCGGAGGGAAAUUGGACUGCCAACAGUCACAACAAGGUGUAAAUUUUGUUUGGCUCUGUUUCCACCAUGGAGGAAGAACCGCAGGAAGAAUUCCUCUAUUGCAAAGGGGCUGCAACCCAGGUGUUAAAAUUGGGAUCAUUUGACUGCAGGCCGAAAAAUGAAUCAAAAACUUCCUCCAAGGUGUUAUUUCUGAUUAUUCCAGGGAAUCCAGGAAUAGUAUGUUACUAUAAACUCUUCAUGCAGAUUUUAUACAAGAUCCUGAUUCAUAAGUAUCCCAUCUGGGCCAUAAGCCAUGCAGGCCAUUGCGUUCCCCCAGAAGACAUGGAGAUGAUGGAAGACAUUGAGCUGGCUGAUGUCUUUGGACUGAAUGGACAAAUAGAACAUAAAUUAGAUUUUCUCAGGAAAAAAGUUCCAAAGGAUACCAAACUUGUGCUGAUUGGUCAUUCGAUCGGUUGCCAUAUGAUACUCGAAAUGAUGAAACAAGAACCAGAAUUACAGGUUCUGAAAGCGAUAUUACUUUUUCCAACAAUUGAACGAAUGGCCGAGUCACCGCAGGGCAAAGUUCUGACACCAAUACUUCGUAAUCUUCGCUUCCUGGUGUAUGUUCCGAUCUACUUCCUUUCAUUCCUCCCAGGAAGUGUCAAGGCCUCAUUGGUGAGGUGGGCGCUGCAGAGUCUACAACCACUAGAUGAAGCCACUGUGUCCGCUUCCCUUAAUCUCUUCAGUGUCGAUUGUGCAGCUAAUGCCAUGUAUAUGGGAAGCCAGGAAAUGCUACAGGUUGUGCAAAGGGACGAUUCCACCAUAAAACAGUUUUUGGAUAAGCUUAUCUUUUACUAUGGAUCAAAUGAUCACUGGUGUCCUGUUGCCUAUUAUGAAGAUAUGAAGAAAAGUUUUCCAGAAGGAACUAUUCUUCUUUGCCAAAAAGGAAUUCGUCAUGCCUUUGUUUUGGAUGCCAAUGUAGAGAUUGCUCAAUUGGUUAUAGAAUGGUUAAAGACAGAUCUUGCAAACUUGUAAUAAACCUUACUGUGUGUAUAUAAUGUAAUUAAAUUAUACUUUAAAUAGUCUUAGGAUUUAAGAACAGAGAUAUGCCCAUAUUAUUUGAACAAAAAUUUUAGACAUGACUUCCAAGCAGACUUGAUAAGGUGUUUGCAUGAAUGAAUAUUUGGUUGCUAAAGCUAUUUAUGAUUGCAAUGUAAUUUUAGUAUCUAUGAAUAGCCCGAGCAAGUAAAUCUGUUUUGUGUCAGGGUCAUUUUUACAGGCUAAUAUCCAUUGGCAUUCAUUGUUUGCUUGUAGUUCAUUUUACUAGUUUUAUUUUUCAAUCUAAGGAAUGUUUUAGGGUUGUGGAAAAGCAUAGAUGCAACUUUUCCAAGCCCUGCCAAUCACUGGCAAGGGAAAAUAUUACGUUACUUUAAGAUCAUUCUUCUGUAUUUGUCAAACUCUCAUCUAACAAAUCUCAACUAACUUGAAACCUGUCAAGACCAAAUUAGCAAUUAAGGUAUUUCCAGAUUUGGAGAGCCUUGAGUAAUUGUGUCUGGAGUCUGUUAAUGGAACUAAAAUUUGUUUCAAAUAAAGUACUCCAUUGCCGACCUUGUAAAGAUUCAUCACCAACUCCCCGAACCCCCCUCCUCCCUUCUGCCUGAACUUCAAUCAUUCGCCCCUUUCUCCCACGAAAAAAGUUUUGUAUUGUCUUUUGUUUGCUAUGGAGAACCUUUAUUGGCAACACCACCGCUGUAAUGUCUACUGCAAAUGAAAAUGGGAACUCUUUAGCUUUGAAUGUGUGCUGCCUUCCCACUUCACCGUGGGGAGGGGAACCUACAUAAAUGUACUUGGUAAUACAGUUUUCAACCUUCUUAUUACUGCCCACACUCGUUUGCUGUAGUGAUUCCAUUAGUUAGAGAAAAUUGCAUAUGCCCAGGGUUGUUUACAUUUUAAAUUGAAAUGAGGGAACUACACAUUUAAUGUAUUUCUAUCUGUGCUUCACAUGUAUGCUGCAAACAUCAGUUAAGCCCUGCGCCCAGUGUUAAGAUAGCUAGGCUGUGCAUCAGUGGUUUCAACGACAAAAGUCUUAUGAAAUAUGCCCAUGCAUAUAUUUAUCCAUCAGUUAACAUUUUACAGCACGUUGUUAAUUAACAGCUACUAUCUAGUUAUAGCAGCAGCCCCCUGAGACAUUCUGAAGCAAUUUUCCAUCCUCCUGUCAAUCUUCCAAAACAAAGCAACCAGGCCAUUCAAAGACUCCAUUCUUUCCUUUCCUACAGCUCUUUCCUACACAAAGACUCCAUAGUGGGUUAUAUUUAAAUUGCCAUGCUGUGCUUUCUAAAUUAUUUAGUUCUUAAUAUAAUCUCAGGCUCUACUAAUAUUUUUUACUGCGCAGUCAUUAUUUAAGAUUUUGAUCUUGCCUCCCUCAGGACAAGAAUCUUUCUGGUUUACAUGAUGAAAUAACAUCUAAAGUGCCUACAAUAACACCAUGCAACCAAGGGCUUGUGGCAAUGCAGAAGGGCAUAGCAUUUCCUGAGUGGACCAUUCCAUGCUUCUUGGCAUUUUUUACAUUAUUUCAUGCAGCACCUAAUGGAAACCAGUAUGUCAUUACACCUAAUAUUAGGCAGUGGCAUUUGCAUCACCUUUUUUUCCAUGUACACUCAACAUCGUAAUCCGCAUUGAAUCCGUCCAGAGCAGCAACAAUGCCCAACAUCUCCUUUGGGAGCUAGGAUGCCUUUGUGAAUGUCAAGGAUGUCAAUUUACGGAUGGUCUUUCAAUGUGAAGUGUGUCCCUCCAACCUGCUUCUUUAGUUCUCUACACCAGGAUGGUGACACAAGAGGCUGCAGAAGUUAAAAUCUGCAGCAAAAAUCAAACUGAUGCAGGAACUCAGCAGGUCGAGCAGCAUCUGUAGAUGCAAAGUAAUGGUCACUGUAUUUGGGUCAAGACCUUGUAUCUGGGCUGGUGCUACCCAUGUUCUCCAGAGUUGCUGCCUGAUCUACUGAGUUGCUUCAGCAGUUCGUGUCCUUUUUAGAGAAUAGCAGAGUUUCUUCUCCCUCUUCCUUCUUGGCUGCAUGGUGUUUCUCAGUUAGGUGGUGGGUGCAGAUUAUGAGAAUGCUGUUUUGUGCUGAUCAGUGAGUUUCUUAUGAUUAUCUGCAAUAAGGGCUCAGAAUGGAGCAUUGCAAUAGCAAGUGCAAAAGACCCAAAGUGCUGGAGUUUCUCAGCAGGAUCGUGCAGCAUCUUUGGAGAACAUGGAUAGGUGACAUUUCAGGUUGGGACCCUUGUUCAGACUGAUCUUGGGUGGGGUGGGGGAGGGAAGCUGGAGAAGAUGAGGAUCAGGACAAAGCCUGGCAAGUGAUGGGUUAGAUACAGGUGAUGCAGGGGGCAGGUUUGAUAGCCAGAUGGAUGGACAAAUCCCUGAGAUGAAAAGAUAGGUGUGAGACAAAAAGAUUGAAGACUUGCAAAUUGUGAAGCUAGAGAAGGAAUGUGUGUGGUAAGGGAGUAGGAGGGAAGGGGCAUUAGGUCCUAAUCCAGGUGGGGCACAUGGGAGAGAGCAGGGUAAGAAAGGGGAGGGGUGGGAGAAGAAAGAGGGUGGGGAGUUGAAGAUGCCAAAAAUUUGAAAAUUCAAUGUUCAAACCUUUCUACGGCAUAUCAGCGGAAUAUGAGGUACUGUUAAUGGGACCAGCGAGCAUACAAGCAGGUAAUCCACACUGACGCAUUCCAUUGUGUUUUAUUUUAGUUCCAUUUUUAUUAUGUGUGUUCUGCAAAAUAAUCUAUUAUUUAUUAGCCAUGCAUUUGACAUGUGUUAAACAUUCUCGUCCUCUUGUGAGAGCCUUAUAAUAAUUCUGAUUGUAAAAUAAAAAGCUACAUGGAAAAACAUCACUACUUGUUUAAACUCAGCGGGUGCAGCAGCGUCUAUGGAGCGAAGGAAAUGGGCAAUGUUUCGGGCCAAAACCCUUCUUCAGACUGAAGAAGGGACAAGCAAGGUCAAGGGGGUUGUCAACUCUUGUGCCAAGGAAUUUGAACUUCAUAGGUUUAGUGUUAAAUGGUUUGGUGUUGUUCAAAAGCAGGUACUUUUAAAUGGUCCCAAACGACUUAUACACUUGACACUGUCUUCUGGACAGAGGAUCAUGACCCGCUGAGUUUCUCCAGCAUUUUAGUCUACCUUCGAUUUUCCAGCAUCUGCAGUUCCUUCUUAAACUACUUGUUUAAGUUGUGUUGUAAUCUCUCUCCUGAAGGUUAAUUGUUUGUUAUACUCCAACAUAGAGGAUCUCAGUCCUGUUUUUAACUAAAUUGUAUGUUUUAACUGCAUUUCCAGUUGCUGAUUGAAGGAAGAAUUUUUAAGUUAUACAAGUCUUGGUAGAGGGCUGUCUUACAAAUGGAUCAAUGCAAGGAACUAAAGCACAUAGAAGAUGUACUGUGAUAACAGGGUGACACUUGUUAAGGUAAAAAUGAAUAGGAUCUGGAUGUGUGCAAGCUUAAUUCAAUGACAAUCCACCAAAUGUGAUUUAUUGCACUGUAAAUAAAACUAAACUUCCAAUA
Messenger RNA from Amblyraja radiata (thorny skate), 4807 nucleotides. RefSeq names its product lipid droplet associated hydrolase (gene ldah). Gene Ontology annotation, molecular function: lipase activity. The record is from RefSeq and is a predicted model, not a curated record. Gene Ontology annotation, biological process: lipid storage. Gene Ontology annotation, cellular component: lipid droplet. The transcript is spliced from 9 exons. NCBI's taxonomy places the organism in Eukaryota, Metazoa, Chordata, Chondrichthyes, Rajiformes, Rajidae. Bases 359 to 1306 code for a protein of 315 amino acids.